Molecule: messenger RNA, 5441 nt
Organism: Danio aesculapii
Lineage: Eukaryota; Metazoa; Chordata; Actinopteri; Cypriniformes; Danionidae
Gene: wasa
Product: WASP actin nucleation promoting factor a
Exons: 11
Coding region: 196-2088 (630 amino acids)
Biological process (GO): actin filament organization
Molecular function (GO): actin binding
Source: RefSeq, a predicted model, not a curated record
AGAAAAAGAGAAAAAAAGUGUGGUUGUCCAUUUCCUGUAAACCUUUUGUCUGCUAAUGCUGAGAGUAAGAACUAGGAAGAGAAACUCAAUGCUCGCCGUUCAGCCUAGUCAUCAGUAGUGCAGAGGAGAUCUCUCAAUUUUCCCCUGCCUUCGACUGUACGUUUUUAACGGUUUGUUUCGACGGCGUAUGAGGCCAUGAGGCGAGCCGCGAAGGGGAAAGCUCAGGAGAGUUCGAGCAGCUCUUUGCUCAGUAUACAGGAGAAUGAGAAGCUGGAGGAUCUGCUGGGCAGGAGGUGUGUGUCUCUGUCCUCAGCGGUCGUGCAGUUGCUUAUGGCUCUUCCGAGCGACCCGAACCGAUGGACACCACAGCAAUCUGGAGUCGUUUGUUUCGUCAAGGACAGUUCUCUGCGCUCCUUUUUCAUCCGUCUCUACGAUAUCAAGGCAGGGAAGCUGGUGUGGGAACAGGAAAUCUAUAACCAGUUGAUGUACCAAAAAACUAAACCCUUUUUCCACACUUUCCCUGGAGAUGACUGUCAAGUGGGCUUAAACUUUGCAGAUGUAAAAGAGGCUGAAAAUUUCUUUGCUGUAGUGGAGGACAAGAUCAUGCAGAGAAAUAAUCGCUUUGCGGAGAAACAGCAGAGAAAAGGAUCAGAAACAAGAGAUCGUGGAGCAUUGCCACCACUUCCUCCACCAAAUGCGGUACCAAGUAAUGUCCAGAACCAAAUCAUCCCAACCAAAUCGAAGAAAGAAAAGAAAGAAAAAGAAAAGAAAAGUAAAAACAAAAAAGGAUCCAAACUGUUAAAGGGGGAUAUUGGAGCACCAAGUGGGUUUACGCAUGUCAGUCAUCUUGGCAUGGCUGGCAACAGCUUAGACCCAGAUGUGAAGAAACUUCUGUCCUGCGCUGGGAUCAGUGAAGCAGCUAUGGAAGAUUCAGAAACCUCUCAACUCAUCUAUGACGUCAUCGAGCGUUCAGGUGGAAUGGAGGCUCUUAAAAAGGAAAUGAGCCAGCAGGAGGCUUCUCGCCCUCCUGUUCCAAGUGGACAUCGAGGCUCCCUUCCUCAAGUGCCAUCCGGGUCAGCACCACCACCUCUGCCACAAGGUAGAAUGGGGCCUCUACCACCUGUCCCGGGUCAAGGCUCUGCUCCACCUUCCCAUCGAGGCUCCCUUCCACCCACACCUCCAAGAGCAGUGGGAUCAGCACCACCCCCUGGUGGACCUCUGCCAGCCCGCUCCGCAUCAUUAGGGCCCCUACCAAAUGUUCCUCCCGGAGGACGUACUGGGCCUUUGCCUCAACCUCCAGGACCCCGAAGUGGACCCUUACCACCUCCACCUACGAAUCGGAGUGGAGGUUUGCCACCACCACUCCCAGGAGAACGUAGGGAGUCUUUAACCCCGCUUCCAGGAAAGAGACCUGGGGCACAAGGGUCCGAAAGGCGAGGUAAUUCCCUGCCGCCACAACCUGCUCAGACUCGACCACCACUACUUCCAGUAGCAAGGAGUUCCCCCUUACCUCCACCUCAGAGAGACAAUAGUGAAUUCUUACCACCUCCACCGGAAUCUGAAAUGCCUCCUCCACCUUCUGAUUUCUUCCCUCCUCCACCCUGUGAUUCAUUUCUCCCACCUCCUCCUGAUGACUUUAUUAAUUCUGUGCCUCCACCUCGUCCCUCUGAAUCCAACUUUCCUUCCCCAAACAUUUCCUCCGGCUACGCACCUCCACCCCCUCCAGUCUCUUCCAAACCUUGCGGGGGCGGUCCACCUGCACCACCUCCUCCUCCCGCAGCUCCUCCUCCACCGCCGGCUGCUCCUCCUCCAAUGAACUUUGGAAGCAGUCCCUCUCCAGCAGCCGCUCCUCCAGCAUCCAGCGGUGGGGAAGGAGGAAGAGGAGCAUUACUAGCCCAGAUCCAAACAGGGAUGAAGCUCAAAAAGGUUACUGCCAACCAAGAACCGCCUUCACCUGCUCAGGAUUCAGGAGAGGGAAUAGUAGGAGCGCUCAUGAUGGUGAUGCAGAAAAGGAGUAAAGUGAUCCAUUCAUCCGAAGAGGACGAUGAAUUUGAUGAUGAAGACGAUGAUGACGAAGAGUGGGAUUAAUCGUGAUGUAAUUGAAUUUUUCUAUUAUGCAUGUCAGUAGGCUUGUUUUGGAAAUAAACAACACUGAUUCAAUGCAUUUUCUCUAGGGAUAAAAAUGGUAAUUCAAUGCAUUUUUCUCUAGGCACGUUCACCGAUAUUUAACUUUAGGUUGAUAAAGUACACACAAAUUAUACUAUUAUUUAAAUAAUAAUAUAUAAACAAAAAGCAAACAAACAAACAAAAAGUGUUAGGGUCAGCUUGAAAUGAUUGUGAUUUUAGCAUAUCACACCAUUUUUCAUUUGUAUGAAAAAAGGGUUUUCAUUUUAAAAUUUGAUAAACAUUGCAAUUUGUGGGAGCAUAUGAUGACAGCAAAGAAAUUCAAAUAUAAUCUAAGAUUAAAAACUAGAAAAAUAGCCAUCAAAAUUACGUCUCCAAUAUUGGAAAUAUUGAAAAUAAUAAUAAUAAUACACGUGCUGCCAAAAUAUAAAAUGAUGCUAACCUAGCAUACUGUAUAGAGCAGUGGUAGCCAACCCGUUGAUUAUGAUCGACUGGAUGAUCUUUAACACUCCCCUGGUAGAUCCUGAAAAUGACAGAAAAAUAAGUAGAAGAAAUGCAUCUCGGGUGAUGCAUCUGUCUUUAUUUUGUUUGAGCCAACUCUUUAUUUUCAUUAUGGUUAACUGCUGCAAACGUUGAUAUACAGCUCUUCAUAUAACAUCCCAAACCCCGCAAGGUGUAAGGCCCUAUAUAAUAAGGGGGCAUUCACUUUUGUGUGCUCAAGUUCAUUAUUUCAAAUGAAGAUGUGGGGCUUGUAUGCGUAAAUAUGGAGCAAAGAGCAAGCAGUGCAACACGCUUGCAUUUUAUAUGUGCCUCUACAGCACAGUGAGUUAAAAACAUCUCAACUUAAAAAAAAAACAUCUCAACUGUGAAAACGCAAGGCAGAUAAGCAGCACACAAAACUUUUACUGCUAAUAAACAACUUAAAACGGCUCCUCUCACUUCAAACAACAUGUUCGCAUGUUAGCCUUUUUUAUAACAUUGUGAAUUAAUGCUGCAAAAUAUUGUACAAAACCGCAGUUACAAUUGCUGAAUUAAAUUAUAAUGUUUCAGUGUAUUUAUUAUUUUUGUAAUAGUUGUUAUUAUUUCUUUUAUGAUUAUUAUUUGUAGAAUUAUAUUACUCCUAAAAUGCUACUGUAGUACCUGUAGAAAAUCAUUUUAGCAAUCUUUUUUGUUGUAGUGGUUUUGUUUUUAUGGCACUCAAUGUAAUCUGAUUACUGCUAAUAUCACAAUGCGUUGUCACCCAUAUUUCCACCCUUCCAAAUGUCAUCCAGGCUUUAUCACAGGCUGUCUUGGUUGCAUCAAUUUAAAGUAAUGUAAAGUAGGUUAAACUAGGGCUUUUUACAUAGUUCAAAAAUGCUACAUUAAGAGUCUCAAGCUGUAAAUGCAAACAAAAAAAUGUAGCUUUAUUUUUCUGUCAGUUUUUUGAUGGGUAGAUCUUCCUUUCAGCAAGGCUGAGGUUAGAGAUCUAGGGUUGGUGACCACUGAUUUAGAGUGAUGACAAGGUAUCAAAGUCUGUGAGUGAAUUUAUUGUGUUCUAUACCAGUGGUUCCCAAUUCCGGUCCUUGGGACCCCCAGCCCUGCACAUUUUGUAUGCCUCGCUUAUUUGACUCACGGGAAGCAGUUCACGGAUCUCUCUGUUAACAAGCUGAUGAUCAGAAUCAGGUGUUUGAAGUAAGAAAGAAAUACAGAAUGUGCAUGGUGGGGGGUCCCAAUGACUGAAAUGGACCCUUUUCCCAUGAUGUCAUGCAGUGCUCGGUUUGACUCUAUGCAGUGUAUCUAUACUUCCAUGAACACAGAACUACCCAUAAAAAAUUCACCCAGUCACCUGUAUAUUUACUACAGAUACAUUUAGAUGUUGUUUCCUGUUGUCAAGGCCAGACAUCUGACAUCUCAAACAAACUUACCGAUCAGCCAGAUUUCGGCUUGAACCGAGAAAAUGGGACUUUAAACAGAGAGUUGUGUUGCUUUGUUUUGCUGUGUUUACCGUGUGAUGCAAGUCGGUAUGUACUUGUCAGCAUUUGUCAAAUAAAGAUUUCAGAAGUUUACACAGGUGCUGCACAUUUUUCAAAGUCAAAUUUAUGGAUUUGAGAGCUUUUUGUCCUAAAGAGUAAGUAGAUAAUAAAUAAAACGGUGGGGAUGUCCAAUAUCAGUGUUUCCCUCUGGUUGUUAACAGAGGACAGCUGAUUAAAAAACACAUUCAUGUUAUUCACAUUCUAUUCACUUCUCAGUUCUCUAGCAUCUAUCUAUCUAGACUAAGAUAGAAUAAUAAUAUUGUGUGUGAUUCUUACUAAUCAAACCAAAUCAUUCAGUAUUAAAUUAUUUAGAAUCAUUUAGUUUUGAAUCAUUCAGAAUUGAAUCAUUCAGAAUCGUUUAGUAUUAAACCAUUCAGAAUCGUUCAGUAUUGAACCAUUCAGAAUCGUUCAGUAUUGAACCAUUCAGAAUCGUUCAGUAUUAAAUCAGUCAGAAUCGUUCAGUAUUGAAUCAUUCAGAAUCAUUCAGUAUUGAAUCAUUUAGUAUGUAAUCAUUCAGAAUCGUUCAGUAUUGAAUCAUUCAGAAUCGUUCAGUAUUGAACCAUUCAGAACCAUUCAGUAUUGAAUCAUUUAGUAUGUAAUCAUUCAAAAUCAUUCAGUAUUGAACCAUUCAGAAUCGUUCAGUAUUGAACCAUUCAGAAUCGUUCAGUAUUAAAUCAGUCAGAAUCGUUCAGUAUUGAAUCAUUCAGAACCGUUCAGUAUUGAAUCAUUUAGUAUGUAAUCAUUCAAAAUCAUUCAGUAUUGAACCAUUCAGAAUCGUUCAGUAUUGAACCAUUCAGAAUCGUUCAGUAUUGAACCAUUCAGAAUCGUUCAGUAUUGAACCAUUGAGAAUCGUUCAGUAUUGAAUUAUUCAGAAUCGUUCAGUACAGAAAGAGAGACAACUGGACACAAGCCCAAUAAUCUAGUGUCAACAUGCAAUGUUAGUAUUUUCCAUUAGUUGUGAAUUUUCCUGAGAAGUAUCUCAUUCAUUUAAAGGUAAAACGGAAUUACCAAUACAGUGAAAAGCAGAAGUGAAGUGAGUCAUUGUGAAAAGGGUCUAUUGGGAACCACUGUUCUAUACAACAGGCUCAUAAAACAAUACAGAAAACUGCUGCAGUCAAUGUGAAAUGAAAUGUUGAUGGCUUUUUGAAGUGUGACCAUGCAAAGUUUAUGUUAUGUAGGAUGUUUUAUGUGUUUUGUAGCAUUUGAUUCGGUUUUUUUUUUUUCAAUAGUUAAAUGUGAAUCAGCACUGAAUGUACUCACCAUGUGUACUGUAAAUACACUCAAAUGUGAACUGAAAAGUGACUC